AUGAGAACGCAGCUAAAUACCUUCUUCAAAGUCAUCAAUGAGACCGUCCAGCAACGAGGGUCGAGAACAGAUGUCACAACACUUUUAGAUCAAGCAUCGUCGGUUAUGAAGGCCUCCAACGCCCUAAACGACGACUACGAGAAACAGUUCCAGAGGCAGCUCAACUACGUCAAGAGUCUCGCCGACACAAAAGAGAUAGUGGAUGAGUAUCUCAGAGAAAGAAUGGAAGAAGCUCCAUCAGUCAUCAGUAACCAGAUCCAUCAGCAAGUCGUCACUCCAUCUCGAGCACCUUCAACUCACGUAAGCAGUGAACAUUCUCAUAAUGCCAGAUUCCCAGAUUACCAGCUGUCGGUGUUUGAAGAAGAAGGAAGUCAGUUUUCUGAAGUUCAAUGUGUAGAACCAGCCCCUGAUGACUGGAUAGAUGACUACAAGGCAGGCCGACGUUCAGCACUUGAAUGGUUCGCCUGGAUCCACCUGUUCAAAUCACUUUUGCACGAUUCGAACUGCUCAUCGGGAGAGAAGCUGGCCAUUUUAAGAAGAAAUCUUCAGGGGGACUGUCAAGAUUUCGUUUACGGAUUAGGAGGAGGAGAGCCCGCUUAUAAGGAAGUCUUACAUCACCUCAAACAAGAUUGUGGCAGACGAGACGUCAUGAGAGCUGCCCAUAUGCAAGCAGUAGAGAAAUUGGAAGCCGGAAGAGGAGCUCUACCCAAAAGGUAUGCUGAGAGAAUCAGAACGCAUCUGUUCGACUUAAGAAGAAUUGGUGGCAGCAACUCAAUGGAUAUCAUAGAGAAGAUUUGCAGCAAACUCUCCGUACAUGACCGACUCGCAUGGAACGAUUCGAAGCGAUCCAGAGAAGAAACUAGAACCUUGGAGCAGUUUGGUGAAUGGCUCUGUUUCAGAGCAACUGCCUACAGGACUCCAUACGACGUCGCUUCAGAUCAACAACAACAACUACAGCGAGAGUCCGGUAGGCAGAUGGCUCAAACGAACCAUGUCGCCACCAACCGACCUCCUUACAAGUGCUACAAAUGUCAGCAAGGUCAUCGCAUCGAUGUAUGUGAGUCCUUCAAAUCCCUCUCCAUUAAAGAAAGAAUUAAUUUCGUCAAACUGCACCACCUAUGUUACGGAUGCCUUGGUCCCUUCCAUUCAGCGAAAGUUUGUCGCAGUUCCAAGAUAAGUGGUGUUAACAACUGUAAACGUAGACAUCAUUCUCUCAUUCAUCAAGAAGAGCCGAUCAACCCGACUUCUGUGGAGACGUAUACGGGCAAUACUGCCUGCACCCAAAUUGCUUCAAAUCAUCGAGUCGUCUUUGGAGUUCUUCGAGUCAACGAUCGGGAUCAAUCGGGCAGAUUGAAAACAGCCAAUUUAUUUUAUGAUGAAGGCAGCGACACGUCACUGGUGAGAGAAGGGUUCUUACGCCGACUAGGAUUCAAAGGCAAACCAAUCCUAUUCGAGAUUUCCGGGGUCCGUGCGGAGAUAAGUCAUUGUAAGUCAGAACAAAUUCCUCUAUAUAUUGAACUUUCAUAUGGAGGAACUGCUUGUGUGAACGUCGCAUCCCUUCCCAUCGUCUGCGAUCUGAAACCAUUGACCAACUGGGCUGACAAGAAGCACAACUUGGCUCAUUUAGAAGAUCUACCCUUGGAAGAGAGUGGAGAUCGUAUUGACAUUCUACUGGGACUUGACCACAGGCAUCUAGUCAUUCCUUUGGACGUUCGCAGUGGAGCAGACAAUGAACCCUACGCGUUUAAAUCCAAAUUAGGAUGGAUUGUAAGAGGAGUACUGGGAGAAGCCGAUCCGAAGCAAUCCGCCCGGAUCAACGUGAUUUCAUCCCGUAACAUAUCUGAUUUAGAUACGGCCAUUCGUAAAUUUGCUGACACGGAAUCGUUUGGGACAGAAUACAAGAAGGAUCGGAUGACCCCAGAAGAUCUAGCAGCCAUCGACAUUUUCACCUGA
Messenger RNA from Daphnia pulex (common water flea), 1953 nucleotides. RefSeq lists its product as uncharacterized. The record is from RefSeq and is a predicted model, not a curated record. The coding region runs from base 1 to 1953 and encodes 650 amino acids. NCBI's taxonomy places the organism in Eukaryota, Metazoa, Arthropoda, Branchiopoda, Diplostraca, Daphniidae. The transcript has 2 exons.